AUGGAUAAACGUGGGAAACGGCACCAUUCGUCGGAUUCUGACAGUAUCGAAGAAAGUCGAUUAAAAGAUUUGAAGGAACGAGACGAAUUUGCUAGGAGACUUAAGAAACGGGAUGAAGAGAAAACUAAGAGAGUAACUGAGAAAUCCAGCAAACGAUCCUACGAAGAAGCCGCUAAACGUCUAAAAUUAGAGGCUGAAGACAGAGAAAAGUUAUUGCCAAAACUGCGUGUCCAAUCUCGAAGGAAAUAUUUACAAAAGAGAAAAGAUGAUAAAGUUGUUGAACUUGAAGAUGAUAUUGCAGAUGAUGAAUAUUUGUUUGAAGAGAGUAUCUUAACAGAAAGAGAAAAGAAAGAUAGGGAACAUAAAAAAACCAUAUUGAAAUUAGCAAAAGAACAUGAAAAAGCAAGAGAACUUGAGAAUAUUCAAAGGUAUCAUAUGCCACGAGACCUUGGCAAGGGUGAGAAAGGUGAUUAUGUUGAAGUGGAUGAUAAUGAAAAAUUGCCACAUGCAGAACAGAGAAAAUGGGAACAAGAACAAAUUAAAUCUGCUUUCUUUAAAUUUGGGGCUAAAGAUGCUAAAGCACAAGAUGAAUAUGAGUUACUUCUGGAUGAGCAAAUUGAUUUUAUACAAGCUUUACAACUUGAAGGGAAUAAAGAGAAAAGUGAAACCGAAGAGGUUUCUGAAUUUAAAAAACUUAGAAUGUCCAUAGAAGAGACAAAGAAAUCAUUACCCGUGUAUCCCUUUCGUGAUUCUUUAAUUGAAGCAAUUAAGAAUUAUCAAAUCCUCAUUGUUGAGGGUGAAACUGGCUCAGGAAAAACUACUCAAAUUCCUCAAUAUCUUCAUGAAGCUGGCUUCACAAAAGAUGGCAAAAAAAUUGGGUGCACCCAACCAAGAAGAGUAGCAGCAAUGUCUGUAGCAGCUAGAGUCGCACAAGAAAUGAAUGUUAAACUUGGUAAUGAAGUUGGCUACAGCAUUCGAUUUGAAGAUUGUACAUCAGAUAGGACUGUUAUAAAAUAUAUGACAGAUGGUACAUUGCACAGAGAGUUUCUUUCUGAACCUGAUCUUGCAUCAUACAGUGUUAUGAUCAUUGAUGAAGCACAUGAAAGGACACUCCAUACAGAUAUUUUAUUUGGCUUAGUAAAAGAUAUAACCCGGUUUAGACCAGAUUUGAAGCUUCUCAUAUCCAGUGCUACAUUAGAUGCAGAGAAAUUUUCUAAUUUCUUUGAUGAAGCACCUAUAUUUAGGAUACCUGGUAGAAGAUUUCCUGUUGAUAUUUAUUAUACAAAAGCACCUGAGGCAGAUUAUAUUGAUGCAAGUGUUGUAUCUGUGUUGCAAAUACAUGCCACACAACCACUGGGUGAUAUUCUCGUUUUCCUUACUGGUCAAGAAGAAAUUGAAACUUGUGUUGAAAUGUUACAAGAAAGGACUAAGAGGCUAGGAAAAAAAUUAAAAGAACUUUUAAUUCUUCCUGUGUAUGCAAAUCUUCCUAGUGACAUGCAAGCAAAAAUAUUUGAGCCUACACCUGAAGGAGCUAGAAAGGUGGUUUUGGCAACAAACAUAGCAGAAACAUCACUUACAAUAGACAAUAUAAUAUAUGUUAUUGAUCCCGGUUUUGCUAAACAAAAUAAUUUUAAUUCAAAAACGGGCAUGGAGAGUCUCAUGGUAGUGCCUAUCUCAAAAGCAUCAGCCAAUCAAAGGGCAGGCAGAGCUGGUAGAGUUGCGCCUGGAAAAUGCUUUAGGUUGUACACAGCUUGGGCUUACAAGUAUGAACUUGAAGAUAAUACCGUUCCAGAAAUACAGAGAAUAAACUUAGGGAAUGCAGUACUUACAUUGAAAGCUUUAGGAAUCAAUGAUUUAAUACACUUUGAUUUUCUAGAUCCCCCUCCUCAUGAAACAUUAGUGUUAGCAUUAGAACAAUUGUAUGCUCUUGGUGCUUUGAAUCAUCAUGGAGAAUUAACUAAAGCAGGUAGAAGAAUGGCUGAGUUUCCAACUGAUCCAAUGCUUGCUAAAAUGCUAUUAGCCAGUGAAAAGUACAAAUGCUCUGAAGAAAUCGUCACAAUUGCAGCAAUGUUGUCUGUCAACAGUUCUGUAUUUUACAGGCCAAAAGAUAAAAUAAUACAUGCUGACACAGCAAGAAAAAACUUCUUUCAUCCGAGUGGAGAUCAUUUGACACUUAUGAAUGUCUACAACCAAUGGGCUGAUUCCGAAUAUUCUGUGCAGUGGUGUUAUGAAAACUUCAUACAAUAUAGAUCUAUGAAACGAGCCCGUGAUGUACGGGAUCAGCUUGCUGGGUUAAUGGAGAGGGUGGAAAUUGAUAUGGUAUCCAGUAAAGCAGAAGAUUCCAAUAUACGUAAAGCAAUUACCGCAGGGUAUUUUUACCACAUAGCAAAAUUUUCCAAAGGCGGUCACUAUAAAACAGUCAAACAUAACCAAACUGUUAUGAUACAUCCAAAUAGUGCAUUGUUUGAAGAGCUACCAAGAUGGGUUAUUUAUCACGAACUUGUGUUUACCUCAAAAGAAUUUAUGAGGCAAGUUACUGAAAUAGAAAGCAAAUGGCUCUUAGAAGUAGCACCUCACUACUAUAAAGCAAAGGAACUAGAAGAUUCAACUAACAAGAAGAUGCCAAAGAUUGUUGGUAAAUCUGCUAAAACAUAA
Molecule: messenger RNA, 2655 nt
Organism: Leptosia nina
Lineage: Eukaryota; Metazoa; Arthropoda; Insecta; Lepidoptera; Pieridae
Source: the annotation of a GenBank genome assembly